AAAAAGGAAAAAAAUGAAAAUGUAUUGUGUUGCUUCAUCUGCGUUUCCUUCUUCUCAUCACACCACUCUGCUCAACAACAAGCUCUCGCCUUUACCCUUCCGCCGCAAUCGCAGCCACCAAAGUCUGAGACUUCGCCGUCGCAAUUCUCUGAUUAGAGGAAUGAGAGCUGUAAUCCAGAGAGUGUCAUCUUCCUCCGUCGCGGUCGAUGGUCGAAUUGUGUCGGAGAUUGGCCCUGGUCUGUUGGUGUUAAUCGGAAUCCAUGAAUCAGAUACCGAUUCUGACGCAGAUUACAUAUGCCGUAAAGUUUUAAACAUGAGAUUGUUCCCUAAUGAAACCUCUGGCAAAGGAUGGGACCAAAACGUAAUGCAGAGGAAUUAUGGAGUUUUACUCGUUAGUCAGUUUACAUUGUACGGAUUCUUGAAAGGCAACAAACCUGAUUUUCAUGUCGCAAUGCCACCUGAGAAAGCAAAACCGUUUUACGCUUCUCUAGUCGAGAAAUUCCAGAAAGCUUAUAAUCCUGAUGCAGUAAAAGAUGGUGUAUUUGGAGCUAUGAUGAAGGUCAAUCUUGUAAACGAUGGUCCAGUCACGAUGCAGCUCGACUCAUCCCAAUCCUCCAAGAAUGAGACAAAGACAUCAACA
Molecule: messenger RNA, 640 nt
Organism: Thlaspi arvense
Lineage: Eukaryota; Viridiplantae; Streptophyta; Magnoliopsida; Brassicales; Brassicaceae
Source: the annotation of a GenBank genome assembly